CCCGUGUGUUGGGCACUGUCACACAGCCCAGCCCGGUCCAUUCGCCGCGAUAGGCAAGGGAUUCCAGCAGCAUCAUCCAUUGCAGGGAUUAGAGGGACGAUCGUUCGAUCGUUCGAUCGAUCGCAUGUGCGUGUGCGUGUGUGCCACAUCCUGGCACAGCUUGCAUGGACACACCACAGUAAGUAAGGAGAACCAAGCCGGGUAUACACAAGUACAAAGGAAAUGGACUCAAAGUCCGAACCCCGACCGAUCAGACCAAGCACAGUCGAUGGAAUCUAUGAUGACUUGCAUAUGGCCCCCAUCUCAUGCUAGCCAAAUUGACAUGUUACUGUAUGUGCUGUGCUCCACACUGGCUAUGCUGUAGGUAAUACAAAUAGCAAUCAACAAUAGAAACAAAAGAAGCACACUAGAG
Molecule: messenger RNA, 412 nt
Organism: Aspergillus welwitschiae
Lineage: Eukaryota; Fungi; Ascomycota; Eurotiomycetes; Eurotiales; Aspergillaceae
Exons: 1
Coding region: 125-364 (79 amino acids)
Source: RefSeq, a predicted model, not a curated record